GGUCAUUUGAAGGACCAAGGGUUUGCACGAUGUGAAUAGCAUAAGCCGACAAUCAAUUUUUCUACGUUAAACAACAAUUGCGUACAAAUUCUUCCUCAACAAACACUGAUUCAUUCAUUCAUUCCCCUAAACACCAAUUGAAUUUCAUCAUAUUCCACUCACAAACAACAACAACAACAACAACACACGAGAUUUCAAAUAUUCUACAGCAUAAUCGCGAGCCUGAAGAACAGAAUCGUUUUAGAAAGAUGACAGGAAGAAUUGGAUUGAGAUUCAUGAAAGAAUGUUUGAAUCAGAAGCUGAAAUCAAUAGCGGCUCCCAUUGCUACAACCAGACAUUAUACUUCUUCUUCUUCUUCUUCAACUGUUAAACCCAAUCCUCCUCAUUCUUCCAGAAAGGGUAGGUUGCUUACAGGAACUACCAUUGGACUGGUUAUAGCUGGAGGAGCUUAUGCCAGCACUGUGGAUGAAGCCACAUUCGGUGGCUGGCUCUUUAACGCAACAAAAGUCGUAAAUCCGUUAUUUGCAUUACUGGAUCCAGAGGUUGCUCACCGUCUAGCCGUCUCUGCUGCAGCUCGUGGGUGGGUCCCUAGAGAAAAAAGACCCGACCACCAAAUACUAGGGCUCGAAGUUUGGGGAAGAAGGUUCUCUAAUCCAAUCGGUCUAUCAGCCGGAUUCGAUAAAAACGCGGAGGCUGUCGAAGGUUUACUCGGAUUAGGUUUCGGUUUCGUAGAAGUUGGAUCCGUAACUCCUAUUCCACAAGAGGGCAAUCCAAAACCUCGUAUGUUCAGAUUGCGGGACCAAGGUGCAAUAAUAAACAGGUGUGGGUUUAAUAGUGAAGGAAUUGUUGCAGUUGCAAAACGGUUGGGUGCUCAACAUGGUAAGAGAAAACUAGAUGAAACGUCAAGUACUUCGAUAUCUUCGAAUGAUGAUGUCAAACAUGGGGGAAAAGCGGGUCCCGGGAUUCUUGGGGUUAAUAUUGGAAAAAAUAAAUCCAGUGAAGAUGCUGCUGCAGAUUAUGUACAAGGCGUACAUACAUUAUCACAGUAUGCUGACUAUUUGGUAAUAAAUAUAUCAUCGCCCAAUACACCUGGACUUCGCCAGCUUCAAGGCAGAAAACAGUUAAAGGACCUUGUUAAGAAGGUUCAAGCAGCUCGUGAUGAAAUGCAAUGGGGUGAAGAGGGCCCACCUCCAUUGCUAGUGAAAAUUGCUCCGGACUUGUCGAAGCAAGAUCUUGAAGAUAUUGCAGCGGUUGCUCUUGCUCUCCGCUUGGAUGGUUUGAUUAUAUCAAAUACAACUAUUUCAAGGCCUGAAGUAGUGCAGAGCAAUCCUGUGUCAAAAGAAACCGGCGGACUAAGCGGGAAACCGCUUUUCACUUUAUCAACCAACAUCCUAAAGGACAUGUAUAUUUUAACAAAGGGAAAGAUUCCUUUGAUCGGGUGCGGAGGUGUGAGCAGUGGUGAGGAUGCUUACAAAAAAAUAAGAGCAGGAGCAACUCUUGUUCAGCUUUAUACAGCAUUUGCUUAUGGUGGACCCGCCCUUAUACCUCAAAUAAAGGCGGAACUUGCACAAUGCUUGGAAAGGGACGGGUUCAAGUCAGUUUAUGAAGCCGUUGGUGCAGACUGCAGAUGAUCAAUCAUAUGCCAAUUUUGUGAUGGUUUUGUAAAGAUAAGCGACCGGAUGCAUCUCCAUAAACAUAUUUACACCUUCAUCCUGAAGCUGUAGUUUUCGGGACUUAGAAAAUUAUAAAUUCUUCCCUUUAUUAUUUAUUUUAUUUUAUUUUAUUUUUUAUAAGAUGUUUUGAGAGAGUAGCUGUUAAACAAUUUUGAUGUUUGAUUGAUGCCCAUAAGUUGUUUCAUGACAGCUACAUCAUUUUUUUCAUAUAUUUUAUUGCAAAAUGCGUGACAUAUGGGACUCUUAA
Messenger RNA from Helianthus annuus (common sunflower), 1920 nucleotides. RefSeq names its product dihydroorotate dehydrogenase (quinone), mitochondrial. NCBI's taxonomy places the organism in Eukaryota, Viridiplantae, Streptophyta, Magnoliopsida, Asterales, Asteraceae. Gene Ontology annotation, biological process: 'de novo' pyrimidine nucleobase biosynthetic process; pyrimidine ribonucleotide biosynthetic process. The transcript is spliced from 11 exons. Bases 249 to 1631 code for a protein of 460 amino acids. The record is from RefSeq and is a predicted model, not a curated record. Gene Ontology annotation, cellular component: mitochondrial inner membrane; cytoplasm. Gene Ontology annotation, molecular function: dihydroorotate dehydrogenase activity.